Messenger RNA from Dendroctonus ponderosae (mountain pine beetle), 1729 nucleotides. RefSeq names its product sideroflexin-2. Gene Ontology annotation, molecular function: monoatomic ion transmembrane transporter activity. Bases 355 to 1329 code for a protein of 324 amino acids. The record is from RefSeq and is a predicted model, not a curated record. Gene Ontology annotation, biological process: serine import into mitochondrion; monoatomic ion transport. Gene Ontology annotation, cellular component: mitochondrial inner membrane. The transcript has 8 exons. Lineage: Eukaryota; Metazoa; Arthropoda; Insecta; Coleoptera; Curculionidae.
CUGCGCCAAGCUGUCAGUAUCAGGGGGGCAGAGAUGCCCAAUUAAUCUUUUCCCCAAAAAAGUUGUUUUUUUCGCCGAAUUCCAAUUAAAUCAGCCGAAAAGUAUAAACACAAACAAGUUAAAUUGCCUGGUGAGUGAAUAUCUCGAUUUUUUUCGUACACAGGGACUUUAGACUUUGAUUUUGUGCAUUCGUUGCACUGAACGAUCGGAGAUUCAUUAUACAAUCCAGUUUUCUGGCAAACACCGAACCAGAUUUGCUCAAUUUUUAUUCAAUUUCCACGAAAUCUGCAUCGAAAAAUAUUUUCUUUCCAUCUGUGCCCGUCCUGACACCAGAUACUCAACAAACACGCUGCAAUGCCUGAAAGACUGAACGUGGAUGCGCCCUUAUGGGACCAGACCACUUUCGUUGGCCGAUUCAAACAUUUCUUAUGGGUUACUGAUCCCCGAACAUGCGUUGUUGGGGACGAAGCCCUGGACAAGGCCAAGGAACUGGUGGAUCUUUACCGACGCGGCUCUGAGCCCCCAGGCACCACAGUCGAUCAGGUGAUCUACGCGAAGAAACUGUAUGAAAGCGCUUUCCAUCCGGACAGCGGUGAAAAACAGAACGUUUUUGGGCGAAUGUCCUUCCAAGUACCCGGAGGAAUGGCUAUUACAGGGGCCAUGCUCCAAUGGUACCGAACUCCGUUUGCUGUUGUCUUCUGGCAGUGGGUGAAUCAGUCGUUCAACGCCCUGGUGAACUACACGAACAGAAACGCAAAAUCGCCCACUUCAACGACGCAACUAGUGGUAGCUUACGUGUCAGCUACCUCCUCGGCUAUGAUCACUGCCUUGGGCUGUAAAUACUACUGGCAGAAGCGCGCCAGUCCAUUUGUUCAAAGGUACGUUCCAUUCGCAGCUGUAGCGGCAGCGAAUUGCGUCAAUAUACCGCUGAUGAGACAGAACGAGUUCAUCCAUGGUAUUGAUUGUUCGGAUGAAAAGGGCCAGAUAGUCGGACAGUCUAAAGUGGCUGCUGCGAAAGCUUUCAGCCAGGUCAUAAUGUCCAGAAUCACUAUGUGUGCUCCUGGUAUGCUAAUCCUGCCCGUUAUCAUGGAACGGGCUGAGCAGUUGGCUUUCAUGAAGAAAAUCACCUUCCUACACGGCCCGAUUCAAGUGAUGGCCGUUGGGUGCUUCUUGUCGUUCAUGGUCCCUACCGCUUGCGGCCUGUUUCCCCAAAAAUGUUCGAUGAAAACGACCACAUUGGCUUGGAUCGAGCCCGAAGCCUAUGAAAACAUCAAGAAAACAUGCGGAGAAAAGGUGCCCGAGCGGAUUUACUUCAAUAAGGGCCUGUAAAAAUGUCCCCGACAAUAACGGUUUGACGAAUAAUCACUCUCUAGUAAUAAUUAGGAAACAAUUCGGUACUGCUUUCUUCGAUAAGUAUACGUAACAGGCAAAGAAGCUACUAUUUUCGUAGAUUAUAUGUCUCAGUUUUUCGGGAUUUGUUUUGUAAAAAAACCACAGCGAUAAUAAUAAUGUAGAAGCUCUAUCGCAAAAUGUUAAGGUAGAUUGUAAGACAAACCCGUUCUAAGAUUGUCGCGCUUAUUUUUAAGCAGAAAACCCCAUUUCGAGCAAUAUUCAGCCAGGAAAAACCAGCAAUAUUUUUAAAGCGUUUAUUGCAUUGUUCGGUUCGCUUUUUUGUUAUUAUUUAUUACGUUUUAUUGAGGUUGUUUAUCAAUAUAUCUUUUUUCAAGAA